Caenorhabditis briggsae is the source of this 246-nucleotide messenger RNA. The record is from RefSeq and is a predicted model, not a curated record. The coding region runs from base 1 to 246 and encodes 81 amino acids. The transcript has 4 exons. Lineage: Eukaryota; Metazoa; Nematoda; Chromadorea; Rhabditida; Rhabditidae.
AUGGUCAUUGAAAACAAGACGAGACGUAUCAAGCAACUAAUCAAAGUGGACGUGAACCGAACGAUUCCGUUGGAUAAAAUCUCGAAUUGGACAAAGCAUCUCGCUGACGAGGUGUUCCGCUCCAUUCCGGACGGCGACGACGACGUGGAUAUCGUCAUUACUCUUGACUUUUCUGGAAGCUCCGGAAUCCGAAAAACUCAGAAAAGGAUGAUCAUGGAUACAUUGGAAGAAGAACUUCUUAGAUGA